GGAUGCCUAAAGGUCUCUCAUUCAACUUUCUCCCGCCUUUCACUUCGACUUCUCGACAGGAUGACCAAAGCCGUCAGUAUCUGGGACGUCAGCAGCGCGUUGGGUGCUUGGAGCUGCAAGAGACGUCACUCGUCUUUUCUCGCGAAGAAGCUCUUGGCGAUCGCGCUGGCACUCGUUUCACUCUUCUUUCCAGCUAGCGGCGUUCCGAUGGAGUAUUCGGGAGAAGAGUUCGUAGACUUGACGGGCACAUCUGGAUUGAGCCAUUUAACUACAAAGUGGGAAUUACUAUCGGCGCAGCUACGAGGGGAAGUGUGCCACCUCAGAGACGAACAGUUUACAAGCACCUUCAACUUACCAGUGGAACAAAUGGGCACAUUCAGCUUAAAUAAAAUAGAUUUGCCACAGAUUACAAUAGAAGAUGGGUGCUUUAAAACUAACUUCAAUAAGGAAAAAUGUUUAGGAACAAUUGCUAAAGGCCUUCAGGAAUAUCAGCUGUUUAAGCAACAUGUGAAGGAGUCAUUUGUAAAGCAUAGUAGCAAAGUGGAAGAUGUGUGGAAUAGGAUGAAGCAUUUAUCUGAUGACGUUAUACAAAGAAUGAAGAAUUCCAAAAAUGUUGCAGUUAUUGAUGAACAUAGGAAGGAGCUUCUUUUGAACCCAUUGCAGUCAGACAAGCAAUGGGACAAAUAUGUUGGAACUCAUGUAAUUCUACGAGAGCUUACUCGUUUCAUGGAGAAAUCUGUGCGAGCAAUUCGAUUCAUUAGUCUUAAACCUGCUAGUUCAGGAUCACAGAAUUAAUGAACGUUUUAGUUCAAUGUUUCUGAGAUAAAUUAUUAAUACUGUAUACAUCUUCAAAAUUCUAAAUAAUUUUAUCCACUCCUUACAGUGGACAGUGUUUAAAAUGAUGUUCUAUGUUAUGAACUUAUGUAAUGCUUUUAAAGCAUCUAAAUUCUGUUCUGUUUUUAACUAAUAUUUAUUUAUUAAGUAUAUAUAUUUUUACA
Messenger RNA from Erpetoichthys calabaricus (reedfish), 998 nucleotides. RefSeq names its product interleukin 6 (interferon, beta 2) (gene il6). Gene Ontology annotation, molecular function: interleukin-6 receptor binding; cytokine activity; growth factor activity. The transcript has 4 exons. Bases 61 to 795 code for a protein of 244 amino acids. Gene Ontology annotation, biological process: immune response; positive regulation of cell population proliferation; T-helper 17 cell lineage commitment. Lineage: Eukaryota; Metazoa; Chordata; Cladistia; Polypteriformes; Polypteridae. The record is from RefSeq and is a predicted model, not a curated record. Gene Ontology annotation, cellular component: extracellular region.